AGCAGAAAUCCAAUCAACAAUAGCAUCCCCCAAGGCCUUAAGUUAAAAUUUAUACCCAUUCCUUUGUUUUUUGCAAAUGGCAUGGUUUCGUAAACUCUUUGAACCCAAAGCCCGACCCCCAACUCAGGCCUCAACAGGACCAAGCCAGAACACCGACCAGGCUGCCGCGGCUCAAAGGCGGCAAGGGACUGCUUCACCGCAAGGAUCCUCUUCCCCCACUCGGACUACAUCACCUAAAUCCUCACCCCGUUCCUCUCCGAGCCGCAAGGCUCGUUCUCCUCCUCCUCGGUCUCCAUCACGUUUGGCACCACCUGCUACUACUCUUGUGGAGGGUGCCCCUCCAUCAGGAGGGGAAUCCUCGGCUAAAGUGCACCCGGCACCAGAUGUGGAGGGAAUUCCUCCCCCGCCGUUGUCUCCUACUACUCGGGAUGCCCCUCUUUUAGGAGUAGAAUCCUCUGAAAAAGUGCACUCAGUACCUGAACCCCCAUCCCCAUCUAGGCCUUCUUCACGGCCACCCACCCCACCCCGUUCCUCUCCGAGCCGAAAGCCUCAUUCUCCUCCUCUUUCUCCUCCCCAGUCCCCAGUUUUGGUUCCUGACAGUGAAGUAAAGGCUAACCAAGCAGCACUUCAGGAAACCAUUUCAAAAACAAAAGAGCUUAUUCAGCCACCCGACACGACCAUACCACCUUCCAUAGUAUCAGGAACCGAUACUAUGGAAUCUGAUGGACUUUCUGAGGCUAGCAGCCAUAGAGCAGCUCCAGAAAUCCUAUCAGAAAAACUAACUGCUGCCCUCACAGAAAGUCAACAAGAGACCGCCCCACCUCCUCCGAACUCAGGCGUCGUAAAAGAUAAUGAAAUACUGCCAGAGACAGGGGAGAAUGGUCGUAAUCAUAGCGCAGCAAAACAUGAAAUGACAGAGGAACAGACGGCAAAAAAGCAGCCAGAAGCAACUGAACAGCAAAAGGAGGUGGAGCAUACAGAGAAGGCAUCCAAUUCUGAUGGACCAGAAACUAGAGAAGUGGUCAAUGAUGAGCAGCAGGACAAGAAGCAAAAGCAGAAGCAGCAAGUAUUUAUUCAGAAGAAAGAUAAAAAGGAGAUGCAAUCAUCCAUGGAAGAUGUGCUGGGGGCAGUAAAAGUGAUAACGCUUGCAGGCGAUAACAAAGGGGCAUCCAUGCAGCUAGGCUUCGACCCGUCAUCUAAGGAGCGUCCCAUCCACAUCCACAGAGCUUAUAAAUCAAACCACAAUGACCACCGCAUUGUCGACAACGAAGUGAUCAUCACCACUGAUAUAGAGGAGGCGGGAAGAAAAUCGAACAGCCAAGAAACCAACCAAGAACAGGAAGUUCUGGCGGUUUAUGCCAACUCCAAUGUUCAAGGAGUGAACAAUGCGAUCCUGGUAGACUGUACAAUCACAGAAAGAAAUCCUGGGGUGAGUUUGCAAAUACCAUCAUGUUUGCAAACAGAACCUGUGAACUCAAAUGACGAAACAGCCCCCAUUCAAGCUCACAAGGCUGUUCAGCUGAAAAAAUUUACACAUGAGCCACAGCCUACUCCUACUCUUAGAAGGAGAUGCCUCAGAGGUCUUCUUCUGGAGAGUGAUUCUGAAACAGAGAACCCUUCAAAGCGCCCUCGUCGCCAUGGUUGUCGUGUUGGUUGCAAGGAUAAGUAAACAGUAAUAAUAAUAAUAACGUGUGUACAUAAAAGUUACACUUACUGGAUUGAUCAAAUUGUGGAAUUGUAAUAAAGAUGGCACUUCCAUUACAAAUAUUGUUUUUUUAGAAAUUGUUUCACAUAUGUUUAAAUAAAGCACAUAUGUUUCAAUAAUUUAUUUAACUGAUU
Molecule: messenger RNA, 1839 nt
Organism: Cuscuta epithymum
Lineage: Eukaryota; Viridiplantae; Streptophyta; Magnoliopsida; Solanales; Convolvulaceae
Source: the annotation of a GenBank genome assembly